Messenger RNA from Synchiropus splendidus (mandarinfish), 4746 nucleotides. It is a transcript of the gene esr1, whose product is annotated as estrogen receptor 1. The coding region runs from base 1887 to 3719 and encodes 610 amino acids. Lineage: Eukaryota; Metazoa; Chordata; Actinopteri; Syngnathiformes; Callionymidae. The transcript has 10 exons. Gene Ontology annotation, molecular function: nuclear estrogen receptor activity; zinc ion binding; sequence-specific DNA binding. The record is from RefSeq and is a predicted model, not a curated record. Gene Ontology annotation, cellular component: nucleus. Gene Ontology annotation, biological process: regulation of DNA-templated transcription; steroid hormone receptor signaling pathway.
UCCCCUUUCCCCUACUUGACUCUUCUGCAGUACACAUGUACACUUGCUGUAUUUCGAUCAGUUACGCAUCACGCUGUGUCACUGUGCACUGAGAAUCUGAACAGUCUUGGACUUGAGCUGGAUCCUUCUCUGUGCUGCUGCUGUUCACUGACUUGGAUGAAUUAAAGAACUUCCCGACACUCUAAACUCUUCAGUGGUUCACACUGUCGACGGGAAACCUGCAGGUUCACACACACGUGACCGUGAGAUGCUGUUUAUACUGGCUGUUAAGUGCAGGCUGCUGCUGCUAACUUCUUCUCCUGAUCUUGAGCAGAGCUGAGGAGCAGAGGUCUGGAGCCCAGCUAGUAGAGAAGCAUGCCACGGCAGAGGCUGUCCUGCUGUCAGGUGACCACUCUGUCCACUGCAUGGAGCUGUCACUCAGUCAGAGCUCGGACUAAAUAGAAUCAAAGCUGAAACACGUUUUUUUCCCAUUCUUCUAUAUAUAUAUAUAUAUAUAUAUAUAUAUAUACACUCUUUCCUUAUUCAUAUUUACCCGUAAUUGCAUGAUUUAUUUUUGUUCUUAAUACAUAGGUUACAUAAAUUGUUCUCAUACUUGACAUUUUGAACAUUACAACAACAUGUACAUUAGCAAAUUUAAAUGUCAUAAUUAGAACUCUAGCGUUAUCGAAUGUUAAUUAAAUAAUUAGAUCAUAUUUAUUACAUUGUCUUGUGGUGUUUUAUCCUGUUUUAUCAUGUACUUUUUCAUUGAAAGUGUUUUUUUUUUUUUUUUUUUACAACAAGUGAUAAUAGUCUGAAUAAACCCCUUUAAACUGAUGGGUUAUAGUGGCAUCUUCUAUUUUAAAUAAUGGAAUAUGAAAUAAUGGGAUAGAUAUAUGUUAAGCAAUAUUCCAACAAGUGCUGUAUAAAUCCAAAUCUGACUAUGACUUACACCCUAAAUCAAGCUGUGGCAUAUUUCAACGUGGCGGCAGAGAGAACUGUACACAUACUGUGGCAAGGCUGUCGAGCUGCAACAGCCUUGCUACAGUAUGUGGCUCCAGUGGGAAGUUCCAACUGUAUAGGUCUAUUGGCAGAUGAGCUGACGCCAUCUGGAGACUUGACUGCAACUGAGCGCGGUGUGUUUUGCCCCUGCAGUUUAAUCCGGGUCAGGUUGGACUGGAAAACAGUCGGCGCAUGUAUAUUACUGUUAUUAAGUUAUUCCGUUUGCACCAUCCCUUUAAAAUGUAUCCUUUCUCUUUCCUUCCCAGAUAAAUGCUAAAAAAAUGUCACUAUCAAAGCUACUUGAAUCCCACUUGACCUGACAUCUUUUGAAAAUUGGGCUUUUUACUACAGGUGGAUGUUGCAAAGUGAUGGGAGGUGAGACGGAAACCUCUGGCUGCAGAUUGGCUCCUUCGUAAUUGUCAGUGUUGAUCAUGAGGAGCCGUGUGAAAACCUUCAAACUGUGUCCGUCAAGCCCAGCUCGGAAGAGCAGGCAGCACAGAGCAACGCAGCCGUUCUGGGAUCAGAUAUGCAGGUGAUUCCUGAGUGAGAGGUGAGUCGAGCUUUGUCUUUUCUUUGGAGCUGCUCAUGUGUGAAGCCCUUGUUCAUCAUUUCCACAGUUAUUUAAUUUAGCGGCGAGUCUCAGGUGUAUACUGUCCACAAAUAGCCCGGCCGCACGUCACGCUGUUAGAAUGCCGAGUGUCAGAUGAAUAGAUGGAAGUCGCCGAUCGAGAACUAUGUUGAGGUGAAGGUGGGGAAUCUGGUUCGGCGGGAGGAGUCGGCGUGUAUGUUGGUGGCUUUAUCUGUGUAAAAGAAGAGUUUGAAGGAGCGCUGGAGGAGAGAGAGCCCAGUCUCCACUCCCCCUCCCAGUGAGUCUAAAUCAUGUUGCUUAUCAGUGCUGCGGUGCUGUGAUGUUGCUCAGGCAGAGCCCGGCCAGGAGCAGGCAGCCGCGUGGACCAGCACUCACAGAGCUGGAGACCCUCUCCCCGCCUCGUCUCUCGCCUCCGCCGCGCGGCCCCCUCAUGUACCCCGAGGAGAGCCGGGGGUCCGGAGGGGUGGCCACUGUGGACUUCCUGGAAGGGAGCUACGACUACGGGACUCCGGUGCCCACGCCACUUUACAGCCACUCCACGCCCGGCUACUACGCCGCCCCGCUGGAGACCCAUGGACCCCCCUCAGACGGCAGCCUUCAGUCUCUGGGGAGUGGACCCACCAGUCCCCUGGUUUUUGUGCCCUCCAGCCCCCGACUCAGCCCCUUCAUGCAGCCGCCCGCUCACCACUAUCUGGAGAGCACUUCGACGCCCAUCUAUAGGUCCAGCGUGGGGCCGGGUCAGCAGCAGCAGCAGCAGGUCCGAGAGGACCACUGCGUCAGCAGCGUGGUGGAGGGCGAGGCCGGGGGGCCCGUCUUCGACAUGGCUAAAGAGACGUACUUCUGCGCGGUGUGCAGUGACUACGCCUCCGGCUACCACUACGGGGUGUGGUCCUGCGAGGGCUGCAAGGCUUUCUUCAAGAGGAGCAUCCAGGGUCACAAUGACUACAUGUGCCCCGCUACCAAUCAGUGCACUAUUGACCGGAAUCGGAGGAAGAGUUGCCAGGCCUGCCGUCUCAGGAAGUGCUACGAAGUUGGGAUGAUGAAAGGAGGUGUUCGCAAAGACCGAGGGCGUGUUCUCCGGCGAGACAAGCGUCGGACCAGCACCAGCAACAAGUCCAUGAAGGAGCUGCAGCAGCGAGCGGCUCACUCCCAGGAGGGGAGGCGGUACAGCAGCAGCGUGGGAGGGGGAGGAGGCAGAGCGUCACUGGGUGACAUCUCUCCUGAACAGGUUCUUCUCCUGCUGCAGGGAGCCGAGCCGCCCAUCCUGUGUUCCCGACAGAAGCUGAGCCGGCCGUACACGGAGGUCAGCAUGAUGACACUGCUGACCAGCAUGGCUGACAAGGAGCUGGUGCACAUGAUCGCCUGGGCCAAGAAGCUGCCAGGCUUCCUCCAGCUGUCGCUCCACGACCAGGUGCAGCUGCUGGAGAGCUCCUGGCUGGAGGUCCUGAUGAUCGGCCUCAUCUGGAGGUCCAUCCACUGCCCCGGCAAACUCAUCUUCGCUCAGGACCUCAUCCUGGACAGGAGCGAGGGCGACUGCGUGGAGGGGAUGGCCGAGAUCUUCGACAUGCUGCUCGCCACCGCGUCCCGCUUCCGAUUGCUGAAGCUCAAGCCUGAAGAGUUUGUGUGCCUCAAAGCCAUCAUCCUGCUCAACUCCGGAGCCUUCGCCUUCUGCACCGGCACCAUGGAGCCGCUGCACGACAGCACGGCCGUGCAGAACAUGCUGGACACCAUCACCGACGCGCUCAUCCAUCACAUCAACCAAUCCGGGUGCUCGGUCCAGCAGCAGGCCAGACGACAGGCGCAGCUGCUUCUCCUCCUGUCUCACAUCCGACACAUGAGCAACAAGGGCAUGGAGCACCUCUACAGCAUGAAGUGCAAGAACAAAGUUCCUCUCUACGACCUUCUGCUGGAGAUGCUGGACGCGCACCACCUUCACCGGCCGGUCAGACCCACCCCUCCGUGGUGCGACAGAGACCCCGCCUCCUCCGCCGCCUCUCACCGCACCAGCACCAGCAGCAGCAGCAGCAGCAGCAGCGCAGGUGGGGUCUGCGCUGCCAGUCCAGAGGGCCACGAGAGCCCCAGCCCCACCCCACCCGGGCCAGGAGUCCUGCAGUUCGGGGGCCCUCGCUCUGACUGCACCCACAUCCUCUGAGCUGGAAUGUGAACAGCCUUAACUGAGGUCAGCACUGUACAUACAUGGGCAUCGUCUGAUAAUUAUUCCCAAAUUUUUGCACUGAAACAAUCGCGGUUGAAAUGCAGCUCAACUUCUAAUCCGGCCGGUGAUGUGUGUUUGCCACAAUAUAUUCCGCUCUUCACAUGAACUCGCGUCAGGUCUCAGUCCAGUUGUCACAUCUCCACCAGAAGACGUUGUUCACGGUCAUUCCACGGCUGGUAAUUUCAAUGUGAAUCAUCGUAGUGUUAACUUGGCCUUCGACGUGAUGACUACUUUCUCUUUUAUCCUGUUUCGACCAAAGUGCACUUCCUGUUGGAUGUAAGGGCCUUUCGGGCAUUAUUUUUAAAACGACACUUAACUGAGGAUUUGAGGAUCCCACGAGUGAAUGUAUCGUGUCUUAUGUGCCUCUUCAACAAAAGUGAAUUACAGCAUUAAAGGUACCUUGAGCAAACGCUUUCUGUCGACCAACCGCGUUUACUCGAGCAGGAAGUCAGCAAGGAGUUUCUCACCCCCUCCACACUCUCCUCUUCCUCCUCCUCCCAUUCACGCACGUAUACAGUCUCCAAUAGUCUUUCCUUCCUCCUCUCUCCAGCUCCUCCUUACUCUAUUUUAAUCUUUGUACUGACUCAAACUUCCUCAAAUUGACUUAUUUUCCAUGAAUAUUUCCACAUACUUUGAUUCGGUGACUACAGUUCGGCAGCAGCGGUUGCUAACGUCAUUAGCUGGGAUUUUUUAAUGGGUUUUAAACUUGAAAAAUGGUCUAUUCUUUUUAUUUCAAGUGUUCGAAAUGCAACAAGGAUUACGAUAACGUUCGGCAUAAAUGAAAUUGAUGAAAGCAUCUCAGGACAAUACUGCUUGUGUUACUAUAGCUUCGUUUUCAACUUUGAAGCAACGUUAUAUUACGCAUUUAUGAUGAAAAAUAUAAUUUAAAAUAUAAUAAUUUGUAUUUGUGAGCAAAAUUCUUUCAUGCAAAAUGAUCCUAAAAUCUGUCAUUUUAACCACAAAA